This is a messenger RNA of Pecten maximus, 972 nucleotides long. Its product is annotated as probable inactive 1-aminocyclopropane-1-carboxylate synthase-like protein 2. The record is from RefSeq and is a predicted model, not a curated record. Bases 1 to 972 code for a protein of 323 amino acids. The transcript has 11 exons. Gene Ontology annotation, biological process: amino acid metabolic process; biosynthetic process. Lineage: Eukaryota; Metazoa; Mollusca; Bivalvia; Pectinida; Pectinidae. Gene Ontology annotation, molecular function: transaminase activity; pyridoxal phosphate binding.
AUGCUGUUCUACUUUCCUUAUCAUGGAUUGGGACGUGCAAAGAAGACAUUUUGCAAGUUUAUAGAGGAACACUUCAAAAGCAAAUUGAAGAUCGAGGAGAAAAAGAUUACACUUUUGGAUGGUGUAGCAGCCGUCGCGUUUACUCUGGCAGAUGUUGGAGUUUACCCUAGGACAAGAAAUGACAUGUUGGACAUUGGCGGAGUAGACAUAUUUGAGGUUCCUAUUUUUGAUGAAGAAUCACUUGAGGACCCUUGUGAACUGCGCAUAGAUGUGUUGGAAUCAUAUUUCCAAAGAGCAAAACAAGAAGGUUUAAAAGUCCGCGGAGUUAUCCUUACCAACCCCAAUAACCCUACUGGCAAAGUGUACUCACCACACGAACUUACACAGUUGAUGGAAUUUUGCAAGCGGAAGAAUCUUCACGUCAUAUUUAAUGAGAUAUAUGCUUUAUCAACACAAGGACAAGGAUGUUUUACAAGUGUUCUCUCUAUGAACAUCCCUGAUCUAAAUAAAACCCAUUUUAUAUGGGGCUUCAGUAAGGAUUUUGGUCUCUCUGGAUUCCGAUGUGGUGUGGUAUAUUCCCAUGAUGAGAGUCAUGAAUUGUAUAAUAUUGUUUCAGAUUGGAUUAAAAACACGUAUUUCCCUACGUAUUAUGCCAGAGCAAAAGAGACACAUCAAUUGGUGAAAGACGUAUUGGAUGAAUUCAAUAUUCCAACAGCUUACAGCGGUCAAAAUGUUAUUUUCUUUUGGAUGAAUUUGUCAAAGUUUUUGGAAGAGAAAACUAAACAGGAGGAGAGGAAGCUGUUCAACAAGUUUAUGGAAGCGGGUCUUUACAUUUGUCCCGGCACAGAAAUGCUCUGUCAGGUUCCAGGCUGGUUUCGACUGGUUUAUACAUUGCCGAAACAGGAAGUUCAAGAGGGACUUCGUCGUUUCCGUGCAGUGCUAAAAGACAUACAACAGAGACAACUACAAUGA